Messenger RNA from Macrosiphum euphorbiae (potato aphid), 411 nucleotides. Lineage: Eukaryota; Metazoa; Arthropoda; Insecta; Hemiptera; Aphididae. The record is from the annotation of a GenBank genome assembly.
AUGGCUCGUACUAAGCAAACCGCUCGUAAAUCUACCGGAGGAAAGGCUCCCCGUAAACAGUUGGCCACCAAAGCCGCCCGCAAAAGCGCACCCUCCACGGGUGGAGUGAAGAAACCUCAUCGUUAUCGUCCAGGUACUGUCGCUCUUCGUGAGAUCCGUCGUUACCAAAAAUCCACAGAGUUGCUGAUUCGCAAGUUGCCGUUCCAACGAUUGGUCAGAGAAAUUGCCCAGGAUUUCAAAACAGACUUGCGUUUUCAAAGUGCGGCUAUCGGGGCUUUGCAGGAGGCCAGUGAAGCAUACUUGGUUGGUUUGUUUGAAGACACUAACUUAUGUGCUAUCCACGCCAAACGUGUAACCAUUAUGCCUAAAGACAUUCAGCUGGCCAGACGUAUCCGUGGUGAAAGAGCCUAA